AUGGCAGAAAGCUCGGACACUGCGCUGCUCCUGGAGUCCUUUAAGAAGUUCGCCAUCCACGGAGACACCAAGGCGACCGGGAAGGAGAUGAACGGGAAAAACUGGGCCAAACUGUGCAAAGACUGCAAGGUCAUCGACGGAAAGAACGUGACCGGCACGGACGUGGACAUCGUCUUCACCAAAGUCAAGGCAAAGUCGGCGCGGGUCAUCAGUUACGAGGAGUUCCAGAAGGCCCUGGAGGAGCUGGCGCCGAAGAGGUUCAAAGGUCAAAGUAAAGAGGAGGCGCUGCAGUCCAUCCACAAGCUGAUCGAGGGCAAAGAGCCCACCAACGUUGGCAUAACGAAAGUAGCCAAAACCGGUGCUGUGGACAGACUGACGGACACGUCAAAGUACACGGGGUCCCACAAAGAGCGCUUCGACGACAGCGGGAAGGGGAAAGGAAAGGGCGGGCGGGAGGAGCUAGUGGAGAACACCGGCUACGUGUCCGCGUACAAGGAAGCAGGCACGUACGACGAGAAGGCCAAAACGAAGUAAGGCUCGCCCCGGCCCCGGGCCGCAACGAGCUCCCUCUCCGGCACGCAUCGUUUCUAAGUACAGCCCGACUCUACCUGCCAGCGCCUGGGACUCCGGGGGAAAAGCUAACCCUUCGACCCAUGUCAGGUUUGUCUGGCUGAUAGGUCUCUUUGUAUUAAUUAAUCACGACGAUCUCUUAACUAGCUAGGAAUGCCUAAAAAGAACAAGCAGCAUCAAGUAGGACACUAGAGUCAUUCGCCUAAUAACGGUCACCAUUGAACGUAUGCUUUCUUGCUAUAAAUGUUAAAUAUAAUUAUUAAUGCAGACAGUAUACCUCAUUCAUUCACAUUUUUUCUCUGAUUGCGCCAGCCCUGAAUUGCAACUGGAAGUUAAUCCGCACAUUUGAGUUCUGUUGAUACAGUAGCACAGCGCGCUGUCAAUGAUUGUAGCAGAACUCUUAGCUUUCAUUAUAAAAAUGGAAAUAUUAUGAUCAUUCCCUGAAUAUUAUAAUCAGCCAUGUAACCGAUGACCCCAGGGACCUCUCAUUGAUUUAGCGCCCAUUAAAGAUGAUGUAAUUUAAUUUUGCAUUCAAAAGUUUACAAACUUAGAGAAUAUAUCAGAGAUUAGUAUAUUUUUGUUUUGCUCUAUUGGAAUGCUCUCGGUCUCGUGUACAUUUCAGAAUGGCUGCUUCUUUCGGUUUCGUGUUCUCUCUCAAUUUGCAUUGUAGUGGCGAUUGAAGCUAAAAAAAUAAAUAAAUAAACUGGACUAAAAUGUAUUUACACUGAAGUUGUCAAAGUAAUAAAGCAGUAUUACACCUAAUAAUGUCAUUUGAACAAAUUA
Molecule: messenger RNA, 1353 nt
Organism: Anguilla rostrata (American eel)
Lineage: Eukaryota; Metazoa; Chordata; Actinopteri; Anguilliformes; Anguillidae
Product: tubulin polymerization-promoting protein family member 3-like
Exons: 3
Coding region: 1-534 (177 amino acids)
Biological process (GO): microtubule polymerization; microtubule bundle formation; positive regulation of protein polymerization
Cellular component (GO): microtubule
Molecular function (GO): tubulin binding
Source: RefSeq, a predicted model, not a curated record